This is a messenger RNA of Raphanus sativus (radish), 922 nucleotides long. Its product is annotated as pathogenesis-related protein 5-like. Gene Ontology annotation, cellular component: extracellular region. The transcript is spliced from 2 exons. The record is from RefSeq and is a predicted model, not a curated record. Bases 108 to 848 code for a protein of 246 amino acids. Gene Ontology annotation, biological process: defense response. NCBI's taxonomy places the organism in Eukaryota, Viridiplantae, Streptophyta, Magnoliopsida, Brassicales, Brassicaceae.
UACCAUUAAAAUGAUAGCACUACCCUCGAACCAGCACUUAUAUAUAAAUAGAGGAUCGGUGCGAGUAACGUACAUUCAUCACCAUCACUACAGUCACAGAAAAAAAAAUGGCGAAUUUCCACAGUAUUCUCGUUCCUUUGUUCGUUUUCAUCACAAGCAGCAUUGCUGUUUCCGCCACCGUCUUCACUUUACAGAACAGCUGUCCCUACACCGUCUGGCCCGGAAUCCUCUCCGGCAACAGCAACACCCUCGGCGACGGCGGAUUCCCCUUGACUCCAGGCGCUUCCAAACAGCUUACCGCUCCUCCGGGAUGGUCAGGCCGGUUCUGGCCUCGCACCGGCUGCAACUUCGAUUCCUCCGGCAACGGCAACUGCGUCACAGGAGACUGCGGCGGCGUCCUCAAAUGCAUCGGCGGCGGAGUUCCUCCGACCACUCUGGCCGAGUUCACCGUCGGAACAGGCGUCUUUGGCAAGGACUUCUACGACGUGAGUCUCGUCGACGGUUACAACGUCGAGAUGGGGAUCAGACCUCAGGGAGGCUCCGGUGACUGCAAGUACGCCGGCUGCGUCGCCGACGUCAACGCCGUCUGCCCUAACGAGCUUCGGAUCGUGGAUCCGCGUUCCGGAACCGUCGCGGCGUGUAAGAGCGCUUGCGCGGCGUUUAAUUCGCCGGAGUUUUGCUGCACCGGUGCUCACGCGACGCCGCAGACUUGUUCUCCGACGCAUUACUCGGCCGUGUUUAAGAACGCUUGUCCCGGCGCUUAUAGUUACGCUUACGACGACGCGACUAGCACUUUCACUUGUGCCGGGGCUAACUACUUGAUCACUUUCUGUCCCACCCGGUCUUGAAAACCGGUUCUCCGGUUUAGAUCCCGGUUCUGGUUGCUGUUUCACGUUUCUUUUGUUUUGCUAUGUACGGAAAA